Messenger RNA from Closterium sp. Naga37s-1, 1698 nucleotides. NCBI's taxonomy places the organism in Eukaryota, Viridiplantae, Streptophyta, Zygnematophyceae, Desmidiales, Closteriaceae. The record is from the annotation of a GenBank genome assembly.
AUGGCGUCAGGGUCAUCUGACUCCAGGGGCGUGGUGAACGUUCACGCGUGGCAGGAUGACGUGGACGAGGACACGGCGUUCCAGCUGGCGCUCUCUGAGUCGAUGCACACGGCCAGCACUGCCAGCUCUGCCCGAGCCGAUGCCCCUGGUCAUUCUGGUGCCGCUGCUGCUGCCCAGGGCAUGAGCAGAGGGGAGGAGGGAGCAGACGGGUUUAUUCUCACCCGCUCCUCCUCCGAGCCUCAGUCCAGAUCCGGCCGCUCUCGCUCCUCAUCUUCCUCUUCCGCUGCUGGUGUUGGUGCUGCUGCCUCUGAUGCAUUCACUGCUUCCCAUCGCUCCUCGAGGUCCGUUUCAGCCUCUACUGACCGGCACCCCUUUGCCCCACCUGCUGCCCCCAUCCCCUCUUCCUCUGGUGCUGCCGGCACUUCUUCUGGCGCUGCUUCUGGCUCAGCAGCUGGCUCAGCUGGCACAGCAGGUACAGCAGGUACAGCAGGCACUGCUGCUGCAGCAGGGGUGGAAGGGGGUAGAAUGCGCGACGAGAUUGCGAAUCAGUUCUCAUCUGUGGCACCGGCAUUCAACCGAGCAGCAGCAGCCGUCUCGUCGCUCUUUGCCUCCGGCCCACCGUCAGCACCCCCUGUGCAACCACCCAACUCCCAUCCCCAUACACCUGCCAACGUCCCAUCCCCUGCUGCUGCAGCGUCGGUAGCUAUUCCUGUUGAUUUGGGCGGCAGCAGUGGCGGAGAUUUGGGCGGCGGCAGUGGCGGAGAUUUGGGCGGCGGCAGUGGCGGAGAUUUGGGCGACGGCAGUGGCGGAGAUUUGGGCGGCGGCAGUGGCGGAGAUUUGGGCGGCGGCAGUGGCGGAGACCUGGGCGGCGGCAGUGGCGGAGACCUGGGCGGCGGAAGUGGCGGAGACCUGGGCGGCGGCAGUGGCGGAGACCUGGGCGGCGGCAGUGGCGGAGACCUGGGCGGCGGCGGCAAUGACGGACAGCAGGGCGGACCCGGCGGAGAGCAGGGCGGACCCGGCGGCCAGCAGGGCGGACCCGGCGGCCAGCAGGGCGGACCCGGCGGACAGCAGGGCGGCCAGCAGGGCGGACAGGGCGGACCACCGCAGGGAGGUCAGCAGGGCGGAGAGCAGGGCGGACAGCAAGGCGGACGUGGCGGACCGCCGCAGCAGGGCGGGCAGCAGGGCGGACAGCAGGGCGGACAGCAGGGCGGACAGCAGAGCGGAUUUGGCGGACAGCAGGGCGGACAGCAGGGCGGACAGCAAGGCGGACAGCAGGGCGGACAGCAGGGCGGACAGCAGGGACCGCCGCAAGGCUUUACUGGCGGACAGCAGAGCGGACAGCAGGGCGGAUCUGGCGGACCGCCGCAGCAGGGCGGACAGCAAGGCGGACGGGGCGGACCCCCGCAGCAAAGCGGACAGCAGGGCGGACAGCAGGGCGGACAGGGCGGACCGCCUCAGGGCGGAGAGCAAGGCGGAUCCGGUGGACAGCAGGGCGGACAGAAGGGGGGAGCUGGCGGGGAUCAGGGGGGUGCUGGCGGGGAUCAGGGUGGAGCAAGCAGUUCAAGCGUCGCCACUACUCAGAGUGUGAAAGGCAGUGCGAUCAAUACAACAGGUGGCAAGGGUGGAAAGGGAGGGAAGGGCGGCAAGGGCGGAAAGGGAGGAAAGGGUGGCAAGGGUGGCAAGGGAGGAAAGAAGUGA